GUGUAUUUAUAACUCAUCAUAACAUAUCUCCUCUGCCAUUACCAUAGGCCAUAGCAAUCUCUUUUUGCUUUUCUCUCUCAUUUUCUCCACCGUAACCCUCUCUCUCUCUCUCUCUCGCUUUUUUCACUCUCAAGUCUCGAAGAAAGAGUUUCUGCAAGGUGGUAAAGAUGGUGAAGAUAUGCUGCAUCGGCGCAGGCUACGUGGGCGGUCCAACAAUGGCCGUGAUGGCUCUCAAGUGCCCCGAGAUCCAAGUAACCGUCGUCGACAUCUCCGAGCCAAGGAUCAACGCUUGGAACAGCGACACGCUUCCCAUCUACGAGCCGGGCCUGGACGACGUCGUCAAACAAUGCAGAGACAAAAACCUCUUCUUCAGCACAGACGUGGAGAGACACGUCUCCGAGAGCGACAUCGUCUUCGUCUCGGUCAACACUCCCACCAAAACGCAAGGCCUCGGAGCAGGCAAAGCCGCUGAUCUCACCUACUGGGAGAGCGCCGCUCGGAUGAUCGCCGACGUGUCAAGAUCCAGCAAAAUCGUCGUGGAGAAAUCAACCGUUCCCGUGAGAACAGCGGAGGCUAUUGAGAAGAUACUGACGCAUAAUAAUAACAGCAGAGGGGUAGAGUUUCAGAUUUUAUCUAACCCCGAGUUUCUCGCCGAGGGUACUGCGAUUAAUGAUCUGUAUACCCCUGACCGUGUGUUAAUCGGUGGGAGGGGUAGUCCAGGUGGACAAAAGGCUGUUAAAGCUUUGAGAGAUGUUUAUGCUCAUUGGGUUCCGUUGGAACGCAUCAUCUGCACUAACCUCUGGUCAGCCGAGCUCUCAAAGCUCGCGGCGAACGCCUUCUUGGCUCAGAGGAUAUCGUCCGUCAACGCCAUGUCGGCUCUGUGCGAGGCCACGGGAGCUGACGUGUCACAAGUUGCACAUGCGGUUGGUACGGAUAGUAGAAUCGGUCCCAAGUUCUUGAACGCGAGCGUGGGUUUUGGCGGAUCGUGUUUUCAAAAGGACAUACUCAACCUCAUCUACAUCUGCGAGUGCAACGGCUUGCCCGAAGCAGCUAGCUACUGGAAACAAGUCAUCAAGGUCAACGACUACCAGAAAACCCGGUUCGCGAACCGGGUGGUUUCCUCGAUGUUCAACACGGUCUCGGGCAAGAAGAUAGCGAUACUCGGUUUCGCGUUCAAGAAAGACACGGGGGACACUAGAGAGACGCCAGCCAUCGAUGUCUGCAACAGGUUGGUCGCCGACAUGGCGAAGCUUAGCAUAUACGACCCGCGAGUGCUCGAAGAACAGAUCAGGAAGGAUCUUUCCGUGGCUAGGUUUGACUGGAACCAUCAUCAGAUCAAAGCUGAAGGUAUGUUGGAGCAGGUGAGUGUCGUCUCGGAUGCUUACGUGGCGACUAAAGACGCGCAUGGCAUUUGUGUGUUAACGGAGUGGGAUGAGUUUAAGUCCUUGGACUUCGAGAGAAUCUUUGAGAAUAUGCGUAAGCCUGCUUUUGUGUUUGAUGGUAGGAACGUUGUUGAUGCGGUGAAGCUGCGUGAGAUUGGGUUUAUUGUUUACUCCAUUGGUAAGCCGCUUGAUUCGUGGCUCAGGAACAUGCCUUCUGUGGCAUGAAAAGGAGACAACAACUUCUUAUAUAUAAUAUAGUAUUGAGUUUACUUCUGAUUUCUAAACCUUGUUGUAACGUCUGAAUCUGCCUAAGUUGGAAGAGUAUAUGAAUACAAAAUUUUAUAUAUCUAUAUAUAGUAAAAUCUUCCUAAAAUGUAACAAAUGUUAUGUUUUUUUUUUCUCUGUUAUUUCAAAUUGGGUUUAAUUGUU
Raphanus sativus (radish) is the source of this 1811-nucleotide messenger RNA. Its product is annotated as UDP-glucose 6-dehydrogenase 1. NCBI's taxonomy places the organism in Eukaryota, Viridiplantae, Streptophyta, Magnoliopsida, Brassicales, Brassicaceae. The record is from RefSeq and is a predicted model, not a curated record. Gene Ontology annotation, molecular function: UDP-glucose 6-dehydrogenase activity; NAD binding. The coding region runs from base 168 to 1607 and encodes 479 amino acids. Gene Ontology annotation, cellular component: nucleus; cytosol. The transcript has 2 exons. Gene Ontology annotation, biological process: glycosaminoglycan biosynthetic process.